AUGAAUCCUCAAAUCUUUUCAAAUUCAAUGCAUAUAGCAAAAUUCUUUAUCAACCCCAAUUUCUGUCAAUCCUGGAAACUUUAUAGUGUCAACCAUUACUAUCCUCAGAUAAAUCCUCCAAUUUAUCAAUCUCCUCCAUCUUAUAUUAAUUUAUCUCUAUCGCCUAACGCUCAAAUUAUACUUUUACUCGACCAAUCAGCAUAUAAAUUACCCGUAACCGUAAUUAUUACCAAAUAUUCAGCCAAAUUGUGCUAA
Molecule: messenger RNA, 255 nt
Organism: Blepharisma stoltei
Lineage: Eukaryota; Ciliophora; Heterotrichea; Heterotrichida; Blepharismidae
Source: the annotation of a GenBank genome assembly